Molecule: messenger RNA, 621 nt
Organism: Cannabis sativa
Lineage: Eukaryota; Viridiplantae; Streptophyta; Magnoliopsida; Rosales; Cannabaceae
Exons: 2
Coding region: 1-621 (206 amino acids)
Molecular function (GO): zinc ion binding
Source: RefSeq, a predicted model, not a curated record
AUGUCUGACUUGGACAAAAUUGAUGAUCGAAUCCGUCCAUAUUUGCAAAAUGAAGUUGGGUAUGAAAAAUGGACAAGAGUCUUCAGCCCGAACAAGCGUUAUUCGACUAUGACAUCAAACAUUGCAGAGUCAAUAAAUUCUGCACUCAUGGCUGCAAGAGAGUUACCAGUAGGAACUUUGGUUGAAGCUCUAAAAUGCCUGGUACAAAGAUGGCAUUUGGCAAACAAAGACAAAGCAUCAUCAAUAUUCACACACCUAUCAACUGAAGCUGAAGCUGAUUUAAAAACUUACAGAAAUAUGUCUAGAAAACUGAAGAUUGAGACAUCCAACCUAGUCAUUUACACAGUACUUGAUGGUAGGAAAUUAUUCAUUGUGGACUUACAAAAUAAAACAUGUUCAUGUGAUAAAUUUCAAUAUGACGAAAUGCUGUGUUCGCACGCAAUGGCUGUUUUAGGGAAGAGAUCUCUUAGCUGUUAUGAUUUUUGUUCUUAUUACUACACAAAAGAAGCAUUCGUUGCAACAUACAAAGACUAUGUACUACCACUUGGAGAUCCUGCAACAUGGAAUGUACCUAAUGAAAUCAAGAUAAUGGAGAUACUACCACCAGCCACAAGGCGUUAA